Oryza sativa Japonica Group (Japanese rice) is the source of this 1864-nucleotide messenger RNA. Its product is annotated as F-box/LRR-repeat protein At3g26922-like. Lineage: Eukaryota; Viridiplantae; Streptophyta; Magnoliopsida; Poales; Poaceae. Gene Ontology annotation, molecular function: protein binding. The record is from RefSeq and is a predicted model, not a curated record.
ACCCCUUUUAUCUCCAAGUCUCCAACUACAGCAAUCGGGGGAUGCACAGCAGAUUAGACAAGUGUAGAAUAUCCCAGUCUAUUCUAACGGACGUUUCGAUCGCCUUCGCCGCCGCCUCUAUCCCCGAAAACCCUAACCUGGUUCAUACCUCGCCGCCUCGCCCGCCGCACCGCCCCCUGCUUCGCCGUCGGCCUCGGCGCGCGAGCUCAAAUCCUUCCGGUGAGGCGGAGGCGGAGGUGAUCCGUGCAGCGCGCACGCCGCCUGUUCGACGGAAUGCCUCCGGCGAAGAGGGGCCGGAGGAUGAUGGACCUGGACGGCGGCGGAGGCGAAGACCGCGUCGGCGCGCUCCCGGACGAGGUGCUCCACCACAUGCUGUCGUUCCUGCCGGCGCGGGACGCCGUGCAGACGUGCGUGCUCGCCCACCGCUGGCGCGACCUCUGGAAGUCCGCCACGGGGCUGAGGAUUGGGAGCGACGAGGAAGACACGGCGCGCGUGCGGGAGAUCAGGGUGUUCGUCGACCACCUCCUGCUCCUCCGCGGGUGCGCGCCUCUCGACAUGUGCGAGCUCAAGUUCUGGUUUGACAGCGACGAGGACGACGACGAGGAGGACGAGGAGAGCAAGAACGAUGCCCGCCGGGUGAAUCUCUGGAUCCGGAGUGCUGUUGCCUCCAAGGUUCGUAAUCUCGUGCUCAACAACAUCUGCAGUGGAAGCUUUGAGCUGGAUGAUUUGCCUCUUGUCUCUCGCCACCUGACGAGGCUAGAGCUCUUUAACCUCGAGCUAACCAACAGAUUCUGCAACUUCUCGAGCUGCCCGGCGCUGGAACAUGUAAAGAUUGCCAACUCCACCGUAUCAUGUCCCAGGAUUAUCUCAUCAUCCACCGGGUCACUACUCCGUUUGAUCAUCACUCGAUGCUCUUUCGUUGUCGGUACUAGCUUCCGCACUAAAAUCUGUGUCCCCAGUCUUGUUUCACUGCAGCUGGACAGCAAUUCGAAGACUCCUCUACUUGAGAGUAUGCCAUCGUUAGCAGAGGCAACUGUCAGAGUCACCGCUGGAUGUUCUGACGUUUGUGGAAAUGCUGAUUCUGGGUAUUGUGGUUUUGAGGAUUGCAAGUACUGUUAUCCCAUCGAUGACAACAGAAACUGUGUGCUUCUGAAUGGUUUAUCAGAAGCUAAGAAUUUGGCAUUGACAGCUGAAUGCAAAACGUUUAUUUUCAAAAGGGACUUGCAAUGGUGCCCUACAUUUAGCAAGCUGAAGACUUUAUUGCUAAAUGACCACUGGUGUGUGGCCCCUGACUUCCAUGCAUUAAGCUGCAUUCUCAAACACUCACCGGUUCUCGAGAAGCUUACUCUUCAUCUUUUUUCCAAGGGACCUGAACAUAAAGUAGAAUUGAAUGGGAGUUUUGGUUUGAUGGACAGACCAACUGGAAUAUCAGAGCGCCUUAACAUAGUGGAAGUCAAAUGCAAAGUGGUCGAUGAGAAUGUUUCCAAAGUUCUGAAGUUCCUGUGUGCAUGUAACAUACGAUUCAGUUUUCUGUAGGGGUGGAUAAAUUUGGAUUGUCGACCAGUCUACUAUCUCUUAAUUAUAUAUAUAUUUAGAGUGGAGGGGGUUAAGUUUGAUGCAACAAAGUUGCCAUGUCUCAGCUAUAUGUAUUUUUUUCUUUCAUUUGCAGUUAUUGCUGACAAUUUCUUUAAGUCAGAGUGGACAAUAUCACUUUUCUACAGCUCUAGAUCAUCUAGUUGUUCCUUGUUUAUCAUGCCUUGCUGUUUCAGAUGUAAACCUCUGUUGUGUGCGGAUUUGAUCAGUUAUCUGAAAUUCUUAAUAGACUAGUGUGUCUUCAGCAUAUCUUGAUCAGCUUAAUUGGCUC